Canariomyces notabilis is the source of this 2150-nucleotide messenger RNA. RefSeq lists its product as uncharacterized. NCBI's taxonomy places the organism in Eukaryota, Fungi, Ascomycota, Sordariomycetes, Sordariales, Chaetomiaceae. The coding region runs from base 284 to 1924 and encodes 546 amino acids. The record is from RefSeq and is a predicted model, not a curated record. The transcript is spliced from 2 exons. Gene Ontology annotation, molecular function: zinc ion binding.
UCUUCAGGGGCCCCACGAGGCCGUUGGCCAACAGUGCGUCUGCCCUGCCAUGAUUCACCCCCGUCCUUGCCCAGCGAGUUAGGCUGGCCAGAGACCCGGGCCGAGCCCCAUUGCCGGCACCCGGGCGGCCGUUUCAGUCAUAUAAAGACGCUUAGGUACUCGCAUCUUCUUUACCCCGAUUUCACCGGGGUGCCUGUUUCUCCCAGCCCGCGUGUCCCCUGGUUGUUUUCUUUCCAUCAAGACCUCGUAUACCCCAUUCUGCCUUCUUUCCUUCCGGGCGUCAAUGUCUCUGUCCCCUACUACUGGGAUGAGCAAGCUUUCUCUAGAGACCGGUUCGCCUGUCCACCGGGACCGUAGCCGGAUGCAGUCAGUUCACACCAGUCCCUCGGCUCCAGAGCCCGAUUCACCUUCGGACCCGAGUGAAUGGGAAGCAGAAGCGGACGACGAUGAUGACGAGACAGACAUUGUCUCGUCGCCAACGGGGCUCAAGUACAACAUCUCACGACUCUCCCCCCAGACUCGCCAAGUUGUCAGGGGGCUUUUCAACCAAGCGCCGGCCCAGGAACCGCCGCAAAUUUCACUGGAGCUGUGCGGCAUAAGAGAAGGAGAUCCCGAGGAGACGGGGCGCUUCUAUGCCUUUCAGAUGCACGAAGUUGUGCCCUGCUCCGUGAGGAUUGGCGCCCGAAACAGCGGCCGCUUCUCAACGCCCCGCUGCGAGUGUCCAGACGCUAGGGAUCGACAUGUCAGACCGUGCAAACAUCUCAUCUGGCUUUUUGACAAGAUCUCGAAGCAAGCGUUGUACGACCACGAUCCCGACUCGGAGCUCACGUUGACAGAGUUUGGAUUCCCCGAAGAACUUGGCGAUCCCUUUGAACAAAUCUCGCAAAUUCGGCUCGAUAUCCUAGCCGAUGGCUUACAUUGCGACAUGUCGGACCCCGAUAGUGACACAUCCCCUCCGAAUCGUGCUCGUAUCAGAGAAGCUCGAGAAAUGGUCGCCGCCGUGGCCGGAUUCCAGCCCUGGGAGACCGACGGUUUCCGACCCGACCUCGAGUCAACGUAUAACACCGCGACGUUGAUCCGCCGUGGCGACCUCGAAGCAAGUCUAUUCUCACUUAUGCUCGCUUCACACUCCCUUGCAGAGUGGGUCCGAUCUCAACUAAGUCCCCUCGAUGCGGCUGUCGACCCGUUUCGAAAUAUCCAGCAGCGCGUGGCCCGUAUCAUCGAUGAAUACUCGUUGGCUGUCCAAGCCCCAGGCAUAACUGCUCAAGACCUCAGACAAGAAAAAGCGGUAGAAGGUCCUCGAGAUGUUACCUGGGCCGCCACGCAGAUCCAAAACUGUGUGAGAAAGAUUGAAAAGCUCAUCUGCCGCCGUUCUGACCCCCUUAUCGGGUGGGCCCGUUCGUCAGCAGCACAGUCACUCGUGAGCAUCCUCAAGGCGGUCGUCGGCAAUCGACCCCUGUACUCGCGCUUGGUUGGAAGCCAGGACAGUGGCUUUGUCUAUUCCGCCCUAGAGCCCCUUGUUGACCAGAGCCAGUUUGUCGAGGAACUCGAAGGCAUCAUGGACACCAUUGGCGUUUACGGUGCCCCGCCCACCUAUGUAGCCAACAUGCGCGACUUGGUCACCCGCAUGCGCGGCCACAAAACCGAAGGCGGAAGUGCCGCAAGCGGCAGCGGCUUACCCCGGAGUGGGAAAACCCCUCCUCCCCUGGCCGACCCACCAGCGCCUUCUCGAGAUCCUGGCACCGGAAGUUCAACCGCGGUGCAGUUCCUUACGCCAGAGACACCGGCGAGCGCCGCUAGGCGCGGCAGCCAGAGCGCAAGGGGCGCUCGUGGCAGGGGCACUAGCAGGGGUUCGAAGCGGCCGGGCUCUCAGAGCGGCGACCAGGGAUCCGGUAGCUCCAAGAAAAGAGCUCGAGGAGCUUGAGGUUUGGAGAUGUGAUAGCUAGAGGGGAGUGAGCGAGAAGCAGGUUGAGGCGCAGGGCUGGUCCCCUGUGCAGACCUAAUCAAGCCAGCCAACGGGCAGAAUCCACGGAAACCCCCAAAAAUUAUCCCUUCAGUGUGUUGAGACUUUCUGUACGGUACAUAGAAUUGUCUUAGAAGGGGCACACCCUUUCGGAGCGGGCACUCAGACAGUCUCUCCUUGAUAGUGG